Molecule: messenger RNA, 1930 nt
Organism: Ornithorhynchus anatinus (platypus)
Lineage: Eukaryota; Metazoa; Chordata; Mammalia; Monotremata; Ornithorhynchidae
Gene: NUDT13
Product: nudix hydrolase 13
Exons: 9
Coding region: 127-1182 (351 amino acids)
Molecular function (GO): metal ion binding; hydrolase activity
Source: RefSeq, a predicted model, not a curated record
GCCUGGGACUUGGGGAAGCGGGUUCCCUGUCGCCACCCGUGCCACCCGUGCCACCUGUGCCACCCGUGCCACUCGUGCCACCCGUGCCACCCGCCCCCACCUCCCGUCCCCCGGAAGGCCCCGAGGAUGGCUCUGAUCUGCCGAGCGACGAGAGCGGCGUGCGGGAGAACGUCGUCGCCGCACAGCAGGCUGCUGCUCUCCACCUACGUCUCCAAAAUGCGGUACCUGUUUGACUUAAAAGAAGACGACCGCGCUUGCAGGCAAGCCCUGAACUCAGGAACCUUCUACCUCUUUCACAGCCUGACUCCUCUGCUGCUGAAAUCUGGGAAUAGGUUCGUGCCUCCACCGUUCACGCUCUCGGAGCUGGAAAGACUGCUGGGCAAGUUUGCACAAGACCCCCAGAGGAUCGAAGACUCGGUGCUGAUUGGCUGCUCAGACCAACAGGAGGCCCAGUUUGCACUGGAUCUGGGUUUGAGCGAAGGCUCUUUGGAGAGAUCUGCAGUCGAAACGGAACUCCAGGGCUCUUUCACGGAACUGCGGAAGGCCCUCUUCCAGCUGGAAGAGAAGGAUGUCACCUUGCUGUCUACGGCUUUGUCUCUCCUCCGCUGGCAUGACAACCAUCAGUUCUGUAGCAAAAGCGGGCAUCCCACCAAGAAGAACGUGGCUGGCAGCAAGCGGGUGUGCCCGUCCAACGGCAUUGUCUAUUACCCUCAGGUGUCACCCGUGGUCAUCACGCUGGUGUCGGACGGGGCCCGGUGCCUGCUCGUUCGCCAGAGCUCGUUCCCCAAGGGCCUGUACAGUGCUCUGGCAGGGUUCUGUGACGUGGGUGAGACGCUGGAGGAGACGGUCCGGCGGGAGGUGGCCGAGGAAGUGGGCUUGGAGGUCCAGAGCCUGCGCUACUCAGCGUCCCAGCACUGGCCCUUCCCCAACAGCUCCCUCAUGAUUGCCUGUCAUGUGACUGUAAAUCCGGGCCAGACUGAGGUACACGUGAACACGCACGAAUUGGAGGCAGCUCGUUGGUUCAGUCGGGAAGAGCUGACCGCAGCCCUGGGAAGGAAGCCCCCCACCGCCGGGGAGCGAGACGGCAGCAUCCCUCUCUGGGUGCCCCCCAAAACGGCUAUCGCCCACCGGCUGAUUUGCGAGUGGGUGCGGAAGCAGCACGCCUCUUCCAUUGCCGCUUAGCUUAGGUCAGCCACACGGGCCUCUCCUAGGCAUCCCUGGAAAGGUGGAGGGGGGAGAGAGAGAGUGACAGGAAGGGGGCCGGGACACCACCUCUCCCCAGAAUGGUCCAGAACGAUCCAGUGUGGCAGGGAAGAAAAACGGAGCCCUCCCACCUCCCCCACACCCUUCCCGAGACCUCUCAGCCAGCAGGAGUCAAGGAGAGAUGGACAGCGUGGGCUUAUCCCCCUUUGCCCCAUAGCUCAUCCCACUCCCCCACCCCCCAAUCCUGUUCCAACUAAAACCCUGAAACCGUCGUUCUGCUUUCGGGCCCUCUGAAUGUCAGUUCACCUGGAGCCUCAAAAUCUACUUCAGGUGCGAUGCGUAGUAAAACUCGUCUGGGGCAGUUCUCGUCAGAGCUUAUAAUUUACAGAUCCUUAAAAUUCCAAGCAAAUGUCAAAUGGUGCCAAUGAGAUUUUGAAUUGUACACUGAUCCGUUGAUGGUGUUAACGUACGGCCCCUCUGGGCAGAAGACUCUACUCAGUGCUUUGGAAAAUACAAUAGAAGACCCGAUCCUUGCCCACAGGGAGCUUACGAUCAGCACUUGAGAUUUUUUCCCAAAGCACUUUCACAUCAGUUACCUCAUUUCAUCCUCACAGCAUCCCUCAGGGAGAGGCGGAGAUCAGUGACCGUAUUUUAUAAAUCAGCGUGGCUCAGUGGAAAGAGCCCGGGCUUGGGAGUCGGAGGUCAUGGGUUCAAAUCGCGGCUCUGC